AUGGGGGGCUUGAUAUCAACGUUGAUGGACCUGCGAAACAGCAUGUCUUUGGUGCCACAUCCGGUCCUUACCGGAAAGAGGGAGCAGCUGACAUUGACGCUGCCUGGAACAGAGACGGAAACGACAUCGGCCAUCUACCGCCACAGUCGAACUGGAAACGAGGCGGAGCACCGGCGAAUUCAGGAGGAAUACCGUGCAAGAAAUUGUGUGCAAACGCUUGAGGAGAAAUGCAAAACAUUGGGCCCACGUCCUGCUGUUGCUUACCGUCCGCUAGAGCGAUUAGAGCGCCGCUCCGUCCGCAAUGCGGAUGGGACUGAGCGCACGCUUGACUACUAUCACUUCCGUGGGCGUCAGGUGGUGUCUUACGAGGAUUUAUGGCAUUACAUUACGUCCUUCGGCUCGGGGUUACUUGAGCUUGGGGUGCCUCAGCGUAGCAAGAUCACCAUUUAUGAAGACACGCGAUGGGAAUGGCUUGUGUCUAUUUACGGUAUCUGGACGCAUAACAUGGUCGCCACGACGGUCUAUGCGAACCUCGGUGAAGAUGCCUUGAGAUACGCCCUCUCGGAGACCGAUUCAGCGGUUAUCAUUUGCAGUGGCCGGACACUGAAGAUGCUUCUCACGCUGCUCCGUGAACGAGGGCUACAUCCCAUCAUUGUUUGCCUCGAUAGCGUUCCAGUUGAUGUCGACAAGGGUGACUAUCAAAUCGUUGCGUGGACGGAUGUUGUGAAAAAGGGCGCGGAGGCAAAACAUGCCAUAAACAUUCCCACCGACAACGACAUUGAGGCGAUGAUUAUGUACACAAGUGGCACGUCCGGCGAUCCAAAGGGCGUCAUUCACACUCACGGUUCGAUUGCCGCGGGUAUUAAUGCUCUUGAAGAGCGACUAAGCGAUCUUUACAAUUCGACAGCAGAAACGGAAACGUACUGUGCUUUCUUGCCACUUGCACAUAUUCUCGAGUUUGGCAUUGUAAACAUCUUUUUGAAAAGAGGCAGUCUGGUUGGGUUUUGUAAUCCCCGGACCCUUACAGACGAAUUUGCCAUUCCGCACGGUGAUUUCAAAGAGUUUUCCCCAAAAAUUAUCAUUGGCGUGCCGCGCAUCUUUGACACGAUCAAGAAGGGUGUAGAGAGGAAGAUUCCACCUCCGAAUAGUUUAAGACGAAUGAUAUUUGACAAGGCAUUCACCUCACGUCUGAGGGCCAUCAUGAGGGAAUAUGACACGCCUUUCUGGAAUCAAAAGGUGUUUAGCGAUGCGCUCAAGUUGCUUGGGGGAAAAACAUACGCAAUGCUUUCCGGCGGCGGCCCUCUUAGUGCUGAGACGCAGGAAUUUAUUGACGUUUGUUUUGGCGGUCCGAUGGUGAUUCAGGGCUGGGGUCUCACAGAGACGGUGUGUUGCGGUGCGACGCAGCGCCUGGGAUACAUAGCAACAAACGACGUUGGUCAGCUGCUUGUGACAGCAGAAAUGAAGCUGCUGGACGUGGAUGAGUACAAGCACACGGACACCCCCGAGCCGCGGGGGGAGAUUCUUCUGCGGGGUCCGUUCCUCUUCAAGGGCUACUACAUGCAGGAAAAACUCACGCGAGAGGCUCUUGACGAGGAUGGCUGGUUUCACACGGGUGAUGUUGGCAGCAUCACGGCGAACGGUUCCCUGCGUAUUAUUGGCCGUGUGAAGGCACUGGCGAAGAAUGUGCUGGGAGAGUACAUUGCGAUGGAGGCACUGGAGUCCAUGUAUGUAGACAACGCACUUUGCGUGCCUAAUGGUGUGUGUGUGCUUGUCCAUCCUGCUCGUUCGUACAUUUGCGCGCUGGUGCUGACAGAUGCUGUAAGGGCGGCCAAUUUUGCUGAAAAACACGGUCUGCGAGGUUCAUUGGAGGAUCUGCUUAAUAACGAGACUUUUCACAAAAAGGCAGCGGAGUCGUUGGCCGCCACGGCGAAGAAGGCUGGACGCAAGUCAUUUGAAUUGGUGAGGUACGUUCGCGUACUGAACGACGAAUGGACACCAGAAAACGGUCUUAUGACGCCCACCUCGAAGCUGCGUCGUGGUAACAUUGAGAAACAUUACACCGAACUCAUUAAGCAGCUUUUCACUGAGGAUCGAUGA
This is a messenger RNA of Trypanosoma cruzi, 2097 nucleotides long. Its product is annotated as fatty acyl CoA synthetase 2, putative. NCBI's taxonomy places the organism in Eukaryota, Euglenozoa, Kinetoplastea, Trypanosomatida, Trypanosomatidae. Gene Ontology annotation, molecular function: long-chain fatty acid-CoA ligase activity. The record is from RefSeq and is a predicted model, not a curated record. Bases 1 to 2097 code for a protein of 698 amino acids. Gene Ontology annotation, cellular component: membrane; endoplasmic reticulum. The transcript has a single exon.